Messenger RNA from Mesorhabditis spiculigera, 768 nucleotides. The record is from the annotation of a GenBank genome assembly. Lineage: Eukaryota; Metazoa; Nematoda; Chromadorea; Rhabditida; Rhabditidae.
AUGAGCGUAAUCACAAAAAAUGCCGACGGCGUCUUCCUCAUCGGCAUCAAUCGGGCGGUCAAGAAAAAUUGUGUAAAUCAUCAGACUGCUGUGGAACUUUUGGCGGCGUUUCAACGAUUCAAUGCCACCCCGGAAUUGAAAGUAGCUGUGCUCUAUGGAGAAGGCGGUACUUUUUGCGCUGGUUAUGAUCUCAGCGAGGUGGCAACUGGAAGUCAUGUAAAACCUGAUGAUACCGCUUUUGAAGAGUUCAUCGAAAAGCAUCGUUUUAUGGGCCCAACGAACCUAAAACUCAAGAAGCCACUAAUCGCAGCGGUUGAAGGAUACGCUGUAGCUGGAGGGCUCGAGUUGUCAUUAAUGGCCGAUCUUCGUGUCAUCGCUGAAGAUGCGACACUUGGAGUAUUUUGCCGGAGGGUGGGAGUGCCUCUGAUCGAUGGCGGAACGGUCAGGUUGCCACAGAUCGUCGGCUUGGGUCGGACCUUGGAUAUAAUUCUGACCGGAAGAGCUGUAGAUGCGGCAGAAGCUCAUCAAAUCGGGUUGGCAAACCGAGUCGUGAAAAAGGGUGAAGCCGUGAAUGUAGCGAUCAGCUUGGCCAGAGAAAUCAUGAAGCAUCCAGAGCUCUGCAUGCUAACCGACAGAAGAUCCGUCUUCAAUUCGUUGAACGGCUCACAUGACGAAGCCAUGAAAUUUGAAUACGAGAAGGGACAAGAAGUUUUAGUGGAAGCGAUUCAAGGAGCCCAAAAGUUCACAAAGCGUGAUCGGAGCAAGCUG